GAGAGAGAGAGAGAUGGAACUCAGGGAAAGAGAAGAAAUUAGAUUGCUUAUAGAUGAUGGGAGGAUGGGUUCCUCUUGUUCUCCUCCUUCUAUUAUUCCUUCUUCUUUUUCUUCCAUACGUCUGUGUAGAAUCUGUCAUGAAGAGGAGGAAGAGAGCUCCACAAGCAUGGAAUCUCCCUGUGCUUGUUCUGGGACUUUGAAGUUUGCUCACAGGGAAUGCAUACAGAGGUGGUGUGAUGAGAAAGGGUCCACUAUUUGUGAGAUUUGUCUUCAGGCAUUUGAACCAGGUUAUACUGUUCCACCCAAGAAGGCUUUGGUUGAGGUCCCCGUUACAAUCAGAGGAAGCUUGGAGGUCCCUAGGCUAAAUUAUGACCCUCAAAACCCAGCAUUAAUCAACAGGGAUUAUGCUGAGUGCUCCUCAGAAUCCCAAAGAAGCGCCUCUUGGUGCCGAUCUGUGGCUCUAGUGCUUACAAUCAUGUUAUUGUUCAAACAUCUCAUCACGGUGCUGGCAGUUGGAGCUGAUCACUAUGCGUUUACUGUUCUCACUGUUUUUGUGCUAAGGGCGAGUGGAAUCUUGCUGCCCUGCUAUUUGAUUAUGCGGGUGAUAUCGGUGAUUCAGCGUGGCCAGCGGCAGUAUCAGUUAGAGCAGCUCCAGCUUCAUCAGGGGAGAAAUGAUUCACCUACCCAUGGAGUGGAAGAUGUGGAAUCGCAAUAACAUACAGUUCAUGUACAUUCAUAAACCUAAAUGUUCAUAAUUGUAAAGAAGAACAAAUUCCGAAGUUUAAAAAAAAAAAAGUUCUUUUGCAGUUUCUUAAUGUAUUUGAUCAAAGAAAUUUGGUGGGUUGCCAGUUGCCACCAUUGGACUUUAAAAAAAAAAAAAAAAGGGUUCUUUG
Phoenix dactylifera (date palm) is the source of this 893-nucleotide messenger RNA. RefSeq lists its product as uncharacterized. Gene Ontology annotation, biological process: protein ubiquitination. Gene Ontology annotation, cellular component: membrane. The record is from RefSeq and is a predicted model, not a curated record. NCBI's taxonomy places the organism in Eukaryota, Viridiplantae, Streptophyta, Magnoliopsida, Arecales, Arecaceae. Gene Ontology annotation, molecular function: zinc ion binding; ubiquitin-protein transferase activity.